AUGGUGUCUUCAAAUCCCAAUGACGACAACCUUCCCGCUAUAGAUCCUGCCGAACCCUUCAAGGGCCUCGUUGUCUGCUGCACCAGCAUAUCCUCCGAGCACCGUAUCCAAAUUGCUCAGCAAGUUGUUGACCUCGGAGGCGUUCACAAACUCGACCUCACUCCCGAUGUGACGCAUCUCAUCGUCGGCGAGUACGACACGCCCAAAUACCGCCAUGUCGCCCGUCACCGCCAAGAUAUCAAGGCAAUGGAUGCCGCCUGGGUCCAUUCAGUCUCGGACUUGUGGAAGAAUGACGAGGUGAUCGACUUCUAUGGACUCGAGGAAAAGUACCGACUCAAAACGUUCGAGUCCAGAGGGGCGAAGCAGUUGACCCGACCACAUGAGCCCCUCGAUCGGGAAUCGCUCCGUAUAUGUCUGUCUGGAUUUGGAGAACAAAACGACGAGAUCGCAGCCCAGAUCACCGCCAAUGGGGGGUUCUACAUGGAUCACUUGUCCGUUCAGUCAUCACAUCUCGUUGUAAAGAAGCCCAAAGGCAAAAAGUUUGUGGCAGCACAGACAUGGGGUGUGAAAAUCGUGACCCUUGAAUGGGUCACCCAGAGUAUUGGGCGGGGCAUGAUUCUCGACGAGGACAAGUUUGAUCCAAUGUUGCCGCCGGAACAACAGGGCGUUGGAGCGAUAGCCAUAAAGCACCCGCCUCGCCAGGCACUUGGCAAGAGGCCGAGUGUUGGGUCAAAUGGGGUGGAUGAAGGCGCGAGGAAGCUCAGAAGAAUUGCAAGCGUGAAGCUCAACAACCAACGAGACAAACUUUGGGGUGAUAUUUUGGCUGGGGGCCCCUCACCGGAUUCCCUUGAACCUCGCGAAGGCCAGCCAGAAGUACAACCGCAGAAAGCCGAAUCCAAGAAGCCAGAGCAACCAGAACAGCCCUCUGUACCGGAGAAAGUCCCUGUGCCAGAGAAAGAGGGGAUUUUCUCACGAUGUGUUUUCUUUAUCCAUGGUUUCAGGGAACAAAGAAUCGCAGUUCUCUCUCAAACAAUCACGUCGGGUGGUGGUCAUCUAGUCAACUCACUUGAAGAGGCCGCUGAUCAGUCCAAAUAUGGUUCACCGUGGCAUCAAUUCCUAAUCGUUCCCCAGGAUACGCAGCCCGAAACCCACCCGCAAGCUCCUCACGAUGGACUCAAUGUUGUCACUGAAUUUUACAUCGAGCGGUGCCUUCAGAGCCGCCGAUUCUUACCUCCGGAUAGCCACCAAGCUUUUGGCAGACCAUUCCCAGUGUUUCCCAUACCCGGGUUCUCAGACUUGACGAUAUGCAGCGCUGCAUUUACCGAUAUUGAGCUGAGUCAGGUUGCACGAAGUGUUGUGCAGCUGGGUGCCAAAUUUGAAGAGAGGUUCUGCAAAACCACCAGCGUCGUGGUCUGUAAAUCACUGGCAGCCAUGCGCAAGGAGAAGUUGAAAUGUGCUCUGAGCUGGGGGGUUCCAAUCGUGUCUGCGGACUGGCUAUGGGGAUGUAUCUCUACCGGGUUUAAAGCGCCCUUUGACGACUUUUUGUUCCCAGAACUCAAAGCCAAGCCUCUAGCUGAGCAGGCGAAGGAAUCGCAAGCCAGCAGCCGGCCUCAGUUAAGAACUCGAUCUGACCCUGGGGCCCAAGCCGCCACAGGCACAAAGAACAACAGAAAGCGCCUCGAUUUCUCCGGGUUUGAGCGUGACUCGAGUGAGAGCCCCCCAGCGAAGCCCGUACAGAGGAAACCCAUUGUUCGAGCCGACACAACUACCUCAGCAGAUUUCUUCACGGCACCAAACGCAGCCUCGACUGAUACUGUUCCCGACCCUCCUCUUCGAGAACUCUCCUCUGGUGCAUUAAACCACAAGCCCCAAACGGCCCCCAGAUUAACGACCGCAUUAUCCCGUACAGCCUCCGACCCUUCCCACGACAAACCCCUCCACACGCCACAACAACCUCCGCCGCUGAGCAAAUCAUCCUCGUCCAUUGCGCCCCUGGGUAAGGCAACUCCCCUCACCCCUGCCGAGGAGGCAGCCCGUCUAGCCAAAGCAGCCGAGCGCCAAGCCCUCACCUCGAAAAUCACCACCCUCCUCGACACCCCCGACACGCACACCGCCAACAACACCACCAACGGCGAACGCGACACCACGGGGCCCCGUCCGCGCAAGCGCCAGAUCCUCGGCCGCGCGAUGAGCAACGCGUCGAGCGUCGCAGCGGGCGACAACGCCUCGGCGCCGCAGUCCGCCGCCGGCGGCUUCCGGGACGACGGGGCAGACGAGGAGGAGCAGGCCAAGCCUCCGUCCACCCAGAUCGGAUAUGCCGAUCCCGAGGCCCAAACCCACAAGGCAGAGCUCAUGAGCCGCCUGCUCGGGAUCGACGCCGCCGAAGUCCCCGGCGCGGCCGCUGCGAAGCCGCCCGCCAGCAGCAGGGUGUCGGUAACCACAGCACGGACGUUGAGACGAAGAUGA
This is a messenger RNA of Clonostachys rhizophaga, 2466 nucleotides long. The record is from the annotation of a GenBank genome assembly. NCBI's taxonomy places the organism in Eukaryota, Fungi, Ascomycota, Sordariomycetes, Hypocreales, Bionectriaceae.